Amoebophrya sp. A25 is the source of this 11253-nucleotide messenger RNA. Lineage: Eukaryota; Dinophyceae; Syndiniales; Amoebophryaceae. The record is from the annotation of a GenBank genome assembly.
AAUAGAGGAAAGAACAACGGAUGAAGAGACGAAAAAUAUUGACGGCGAUGAGGCCCCAGAGGAAAACGAAAAAGCAAAUUCUCUUAACGGAGACGCUGGUGCUGAUACUCCUCCUUUGCAACAGACAGAGAACAUGCUUUCACCCAGAAACCCAGAGAGUGACAAAAGCGCUGGUGCUCCUGAUCAAGAUCAAGAAUCGGCUAUAAUGAGGAGUCCUAGAACUCUCGUGCGGUCACCUAGAAUUCUGCAGGCUCAGCCUACCGGACACGGCCAUGACGAUGAUGACCCUACGUUUUCUUCGUCCAAUUCAGAGACAGAAAAAAACUUUCUUGCACGACCUUCAGGAGAAGGAGGAGAGGGCGGCAAAAACGAGAACCCGCGACCACGUCAGGAGUCGAGCUUUUUCGUGAAGCAAGCCGACGCGGAGGCGCUAGAAAAGCGUAUCAUGCAGCAUUUCUACGAUCUGCAGGCUCACGUUGAGACGCAACAAAUGUUACAGAUGAAAAUCGUCCAACGUCAAACAGAAGAAGGCAACAAACUUGAUGAAGCGACAACGAGACUGGCUGAGUAUGAAGCCCAGUGGGAAGAACGUGGGUUCGAUCGUGAAGCUAUAACUCGCACGGAGUUCCUAGAGCACGUUGAUUCGAUCGUGAAGCCUCAAAUUGCUGCUGUGAUUCAGGAUUGCAGCAAUAUGGAGGAAAAGAUAGCUCUCGUGCAAGCAGACGUUGCGACUGAAGUGAUGCCGCUCUGCAAACUGAACAAAGGCGACAUCGAGGCAAUGGGAAUUCGCGUAGAUGCGAAUGCCAAGCAAGUUGGCGACACAGCUGCAGAGGUGGUGGGAACACGACAGGAAAUACGCGCAUUAUUAAGGCCGCUAGGUUUUCACUAUCGUCCCAUGUGGACUGUGUUGAGACUGAGAGAGGUCCCGUUGGAUUUAACGGGGAACCCAAGAAGGGGGAAAGCAAGAGGGGGACUCACCGCAACAGGGGAAUCAUCGUGAAAAAAAUGACUAGCGCUAACAUUGGGAAAAAGUUGCGCGGCUACGGCGGCGAGAGAAGCGAUUAACCGUGCUACCGCUAAUGCGACCGUAGCGAUGCUGCAGCAGUGGCAGGUGACCGCAGAACAAAGACUAGCUGCCGUAGAGUCAACAUCCAGUAAGUCUUCAUCUGUACGACCAGGUGCUACAACAGCUUUGAGUGAAGAAGUCCAGAACAUGUUGCAAGAAAAAGACCAGCUUGAAGGCGGUUUGCAACUAGAAGGUGCAUCUACGUCAACUAGCGAGAUUCUUGUCGCACGAGAAUGUACGAGGAAAAGCAGGGCGUCUGUUUUUGGUCCGAAAAAGAGUCGAAGGUCCUCUGCUGCAGCUAUGGCUGCUCACCGUGACGAGAGCACGACUGCCGCCCUUGUCGAUAUUGCUCAAGACCGUCGCAGCGCAAGGUUCAAAGCAGACGGACAAGGAGAGGCUUUUCGCGACGAUGUAGGAGACGCUGUUGCAUCGUCGUUGACAGAAACAGGAGCCGCACCAGGAGCAGCCGGUGAAGUGAUCAACACUGGAGGAACGUUAAAAAACGACGCAUCAUCACCAAGAACAACAGCCAUCUUCUCAUCUGAAGAAAUGAAGAGCAGAAGGUCCUCAAUGGCAGAGGCCAGAGCAACAGGAGCUUCAUCCACUGGUGCAGCAAAUGUUGUCAGUACAGAUAAUUAUAUGCUACCACCACAACAACCAUUUUUAGAUGCCAAACAGCUUGAGGCUUUCACCUUGCCUCUCCUAGAAGAUCUAGAAUCACGCUUACGCCUGGAAUUCGCAGAACAAGUACGGGAAAACGCCUCAGCGUCCGUGGAGGAGGUUUUUCGGGCCAAACUAGAUGCCGAAGUAUGUCCGAAUCAAGAAGCUCUACGUCAGCAACUUGAGGAAGCUGUGACGUCGGCAUCGCGCGAUCGCCGCGAAAUCGAGCGCCGACUAACCGAAGAAACACAAGCUUCUCAAACGAGGUCUCAAGCUUUCAAGGACGACUUGGCGAAUGUGGUGGAACGUGUCAAUAACAGCGAGACACAAAUACUAGCAUUGGUCGAAAAAGUUUCUAAGAUUGUUGAUCAUGAUGAUGUUGGUGUUGCCGACGGCGGAGGUGCUCACGCUCAUGCUGUAGCUAGACGAACAACUACCGAUCGACAUACUCACACUGAACAUACUGGACUUUUGGGGGCGGUCGACGAAGCAGUACCUGAGUACCCGACCACAUCUGUCGACAGCUUUGUAGUCGAUCAAAAAGAUGAGCACGGCGGUGCAAACAAGAAGAACAGCACAAUCUCGACACUGGGAGAAUCCAGAGUAUCGUCCUCGUCUACUUCGGGACCGGCGGCGACUCUGCAAGACGAAGAACAAGUGAAAGAUGGCAGCACUUCUCGAAGAACGCAGAGUGUUCAGAGAGACGAGGUGUCUAGAAGUGCCUCUAUGUCCUUAUCAUCCUCUUCUCAUGAGCCAACAUCAGAACCACGGAAAGUAGAACGCGCGUCUCGACGCCCCUCAGGAGCUGCCGAAUCGAUGUCCCGAGAACUGCAUCAGGCAAGGCAAGACCUCCAGGAUCUACGAAGUCGUGCGAGUUCGCGAGAGACGAAGAAGCAGAAUGCCGCUAGCACAGUUGACGACGAAACCGAGGUCCUCCUCGAAGAAGGUCCCCCUGUUCGCGGAGGAACUGCGGUCAUGGCUCCAGUGCCAGAACAGGAUGCUCAAGGGAUCUCUAUAGAGACCACUAGGGGGGCAUCGAUUCGCGCAAGUGCAGCUCAGAGUAGUCUAGGUAUUUUGCGUCUAAACGAUCGCUAUCCGACUAGAAUGUCGACUGGGGGAGAUGGCGGAGUGGAUAGUAGUACAAAGAAAUCUGUGCAGUUUUCUGGUGCAUCUAAUUCCCUACUGCAAGCCUUUCCACAUGACGAAAAUGCAAAUGGACACAUUGACUUCCUGAAUAGCAAUAACGUCAACAACAGAAGCAGCGUGCAGGUUUGUUCUAAGGACGACCUAGCACUAGUGGAAAAGCAUCUCGAGUCCGACCUUGUCAAUUGUGAGAAGGAUAUGCACGCUCUUCGCACGCGUGUGCUGGCCUUGGAAAUGACGACGCGGGACUCUCUAGCCGUGAAAGUCCAGCAACUCGAAACGCAGUUGGGGGAGCAGAAGCGACGAAACAACACGAUUGUGCAGGACUUAGCAGCAAUCAGGCUCAGCGUUGAUGCCACGUCGAAUGCUCCUGCGUUGGGUGUAGGAGAGAUAGAAACUUCUAGAACUACACUUCAAUCGCGAGCAACAUCCUUAGCUCCGCCAGUCCUCUUGGAAACUACAGCACUAGUACAACAAGGUCAAGUUAGUAGGACAAGGGUUAGUGGUGAGAACAGUGGUCUAGAACAAGUAGGUCGAGUACCACAAUCGCUAGCAUCUUCUAUCGAGCGACACAAAACUUCUGUAAUCGCAACUUCUGGCCCCACUCCUAGAAGUGCAUUAGAAGAAAGUGCUGCAGUUCUUCCACUGGAGGCUCUUGCUGACGUCGCUGCAAAUAGAAGUACCGCAGUACUAGAGAAAGUACGAGGAGCGGAGCUGCUUGGAGCACCAGCUAGUUGUAAUUCCGACGAUCUGCUUCGUGCCAAAGCAAGCGGCAAACAAACACCCAGUUUCGUCGACUCCCGACAAUUUCUCUUAUUACGUUCUGCCGUAUUGGGUCUUGCGGCGACUGUCGAGAAGAAUGGGGAGAAACUGCGAACGCUUUCCGCCAACCCACGACUACAACUUGGAACAGCGCCUACAACUGCAGAACCGUCAGAAGAUGGAGACUCUUCGGUUUCUUCAUCUUCUGAGAAAGGUUCUUUUCACGCCUCUCACGAUGACAUCGGCGAUUUGUCGAGGUUCGACGAUGUUGCUUCAGACGAGCAAGAUGCUCUCGUCGAGGACAAGAAUGACGCCAUCACUGGCACCAGUGCAUCAUCAGUAUCAUCAUUCUUGUUGCAAGAAUCAAAGUACAACAAAGCAAGCACCAGUCUCCACAAGCUUAGAACUAAAGACGAAAGUACCGAAGAAUUUGACGCUUUCCUAAAAGCUACUGAAGAGAUGCACAAGAGUUUGGCGGAGCGAUUGCAGCAUCUCGAACGUGCCCAAGAGGAAUUUGCUGAAAGAGAAAGAGAAGUGUCUAGAAAAAUCUCAUUGAUUCCAGCUCAUCUGACAACCUCUACACGAGGAGCAGGAGGAUCUUCUUUGUCCUUACCACCUGCGGCCGGUGGUAGUCAGCAGCAACUUCUAACUUAAGGGUUUUGGAAUUGCAUUCCUCACUGCCAUCCUUUUCCCUGACUCUUUUCCUAGUAGAAAAGAGACCAGGUGGGACGAGGCCAGGGAUGUUCUGAAGAGUGUGAGGCCAGGUGGGAUGUUCUGAAGAGUGUAAUUUUUCCGUAACCUCUAACUAAGACAAACACAAGAACCGUCCUCAAUAUCCUCUCCAGACCCACUUGGGAGAGCAGUCGAAAUGAGCCUCCGCGAGGCAGGUACGAUGAGCACUUCCUCAACAACUUCUGUCAUUAACUACGUUGAGGAGGUUAGCACGGUAGCGGCUGUGCUGGUAGACGACAAAGUAGAGAAAAUGAGCAAGAGUAUUCGCCUCGACUUGUGGAACACCUUGCAAGAGAUGAACCUGGCGAUGAACGAGAAGUUGCAAGCUAUGCUCAGUGAGGGUGCUGAUUUGCGGUCAAGUGAGGCUUCGACGGUGUCGAGAAACACAUCUUCUAGAGAACAAGGUAGGGAUGAUAUAAUUGGUCAAGCUCCUGCUGAAGGAAAGAGAUCAGUGCGGUUUUCGGAAGCAGAUCAUGCAGUUAGUCUUGAAAAUGCUGAGACUCUUGCAGCUGGUGAAAUGUCAUCUAAGGAUGGAGAUGGUGCUACAUCUUCUUCUUUGAGAGUUGUUGCAUCCUCUACUUCCUCUCCAGCAGGUCUUACAACAACGGAAGAACCCAGAGAUAGCGCCACUCGCGAAAGAGGAAAAAAUAAGAAAUUGUCCAAGAAAUUAUCGAUGCAAUUGAGUCCUCGAGCAUUGAGUCGAGCAAAAACGGGAAUAAGUUCUGAUCGGAUAUUGCGGGAUACGCGUACAGUACUAUCGACCGACGUGGAAGAGCAAGUGGCAGCCUUAACAACAAGACUUGCAGAACUAGAAAAGCAGUUAAUGGCAGCUUCCUCGUCAAUGCAGCGGUCAUCAUCUCAACAAAGAGAGAAGGAUAUUGAGUAUACCAGAGGUUCUACCACAUCUGCUUCGGCUUCAAUAGGUGGAGAUGCUCUUGGUGGAUGUCUUACCAUUACGAACAAGAAAGACGACAACGAUAAACUGCUGAAGAAGAUGUACACUGGUACUCUACAAUCUACCUCACCACGCGAAUCGAGUCGCGUCUUUGCUUCUUCGGUGGCUGCAGAUGUUACGAAAAGUGAAAGUCUUUGUCGUUCUUCAUUCAUCUGAUUCAUUGCAUCUUGCAAUUUUUCCUUCUUGUAAGUAGAUCCGCAUCCUCGUCCUUCGCAACCGCAAGUACUAAGUAAGGUAGAAGUGUCAAAAUUUGUUCUCUUCUCAUUCUCUAAUGGUAAGCACGAUCCUGAUGGAGUCGAGUGGUCACCGAAGUUGACGAUGAUUGCCAACGAAAGUACUAGAACUUCGUCGACGAGCACCAAACAAGACGACAACAAUGCCGCUGUCGAAGAUGAUGCACCAAAUUCUGCUGAUGCAGGAGAUACUCCCGAUCUUGCUGCAGUUCUAACUAGUAUCGAGCUUCAGCAGCGAAGAGCAGACGAAGCUCUUCUUCGGCUGCAGAGCGAACUGGCUUCGAUAGUACGAAGACAAGAGUCUAGUGCUGAUGAGAUUGAGGAGAAAUUGCAGAAUCGGAUAGAUACUCUUCACGGAGAUUUGCAAGCGGCAGAAUUGAGGCUGUUAGACCGAAUCUCGGAGAACACAAGUGGAGUAGCCUUGUUGUCUUCUGAAAGCAAAGCAGCUCGUCGUGAGCAGAUGAAGGAGAACGAUGUUCUUGUCCUCGGUGGAGAAGAACGAGUGAAGGACAUACUAGCCGCAGAGCUAGAAAGGUCUCUUGUGGAUGUGCGUGCGCAACUCGAUGCACGUCUUGCGAGCGAGGUGGCGAAGUUGGAUGCCAAGAAAACACAAACCUUCUUGAAAGCAGUGGAUGAGAAAAUUGCUAUUGCCGGACAAAAGUUGGGAGACCAACUACCUGUUGUAGUAUCUACUCCACCGAUUUCUUCAUCCGAAACAAACGAGGCACCGAUGAGGCCCUCUUCGAGUACAGCCAAUCUCUCAGCGUCAGCUGCCAAGGAAAACCAAAUAUCAACUCGACUCGAACUCCUGCAGAACCAGACUUCCUCUCUAGAGACACGACUCGCUGCCCAGGAGGAACAACAUCGAGCCCUCGAUGCCAAGCACUCAGUGCAACUGGAGACCAUUAGCCAACUCUUAGAGGCCCAACAGACUGUACAACAAGAGCAAGUGGGAUUGAUGCAAAGGAACCUACAACAGUUAACAAGUUUGGAGCCAAGAGAAGGGCAAAGAGAGACUUCCUUAUUUGAGCAAUUGUCGAGGAGUCAGGGAUCCGCGUUUGAUUAAGGGUUGCCACAUUACAUCUCCCACUAGCAACAUCGUUGACCUCUUUUCAAGUACAGAGAAUAGGUCAAUAAGGGCUUUAUCUGAAGAAUGUUGUAAUCUGGCAACCUCUAACUUGAUCCGUCGUCAGGAACUCAAGGGUCCGUAUUUGACCCUUUGUCGAGGACUCAGGGUUCCGCUUUUGUGCCCACAGCCGAACAAGCAGAGCCAGUGAAGAUCACCACACCUGCCGUUCUUGCUACUAGUGGAAUCACAGCAGGAACCGCUGCUUCUAGUGGCUCCUCAGCCUCCAAAGCAACAGCAACAGGCAAAAAUGACAACAAGACCCCUGAAGAACCUGAUGCUGAUGCACAGAAUGAUCAGAAUACCCCUUUGAUCUCUUCUUCUCCUUCAAACAGGCCACCUUCAGUUCGAUUUAGAAAGAGCCGUGAAGAAUUGAUGGCGGCUGCAGGACUCAGCCCUACUGUGCCGAAGAGAUCAUCUACGAGUUCAACGACAAGGACUAGAAGCCAGUCUGAGCUGCCAGUGAACAAACGGAGCAGUGGAUCUGCUUCACGAGCAUCGAUUACAACACUUCUGAAUUCGUCUGCUAGAAGUAAGAGCAUUAGCCUCAAUGCUGGUUCUGCUGUUGAAGAACAAACAUUAAAAACAUCAGCAGUUCAUCUUGUGAAUGCCGAUCGUGCUGAAACUUCAUCAACAACGACGGAAAUGAGUGGGAACAAAACUGAAAGCAUUUUCGCGCAAGCCAAGGCCUCUGUUGCGAACGAGCUACAGGAUGUGCAACGGCGAAUCGACUCGAAGACUGCUCCGCUGGAGGACGGAGAUGCUCUACGUGGUCCCUCUGGAGGUGGUCCAGAUCUGGUUCUCGCACAACGCGAAGAAGUGGAGAAGCUUGUAGAGGACAGGUUUUUGACAUUGUCCGCAGACUUAACGAGCAAUGUUGCACGUAUCGUUGACGAUUUGCUGGUAGCAUUUAGUGCAAACAUUGGAGAAACGAUGACGACCGAUGAUUAUCAACGCUCGAGUGGUACUGGUGUGGUAUCUUUUGCGCCAACGGCGGAGAUCCGUCAGCUUAAUGCUGAUAGUGGAGACUCUGGGUCUGGCGAAGAUCUUUCUUCGCCUUCACAACCUCCUCGUCCUGGCAGUGGGAACAUGAUUCCCCCACAAGUGUCAGAAGAUGCUCAAGUUCUUGGACGUACUACACCAGAUCCAGACUUCUCCGCGAGAACGAGCUCGAGUACUAACAGGGUAGUUUCAGUUUCUAAAAAUCGCCGCAGUAACUCUGCAGAUUUCUUAGGUCGUCGGACUCGGCAAUCUUCCUUGCAUCUACCAAGUGCACCAGCACUCUCGGAUUUCGACCUUGAAGACAUUAUGGAUGAAUUGGAAGGCUCCCUAAGGCUGCAGUCACUGGUGGAUCACAAAGUUGGCCAAAUAGUGCGGAACAUUCUGCCACCGCUGGUCCGAGAUCUGGUCAUGAUCGGUCUCACAUCAGCGGCGGUGGAUGAAGAGCGCCGGAAGGAAGGACAAGGAGAAGGAGAAGGAGAACAACAGAAUCAGACGAGUACGAGCAGGACUUCUAGGUCAACAGGAACUAGUAAGAUUACCUCUACUAGUCCGAUUCCGAUCAAUGAUCUUCGUGAACCGACGAAAAAUGAACGUGAACCUACAACAGUGCUCUCUACUUCGCCAACAUCUCAACAUUUUUUACCCGCCACUUCUGCUGGGGUGCCCAACGGGACUGUCAUUCGCGAGGUAGUCGUGCGAGAAGUGGAGGCUGCUUUGAAUGCAAGAAAGGAACAGAUCUUGUUCUCUAAAGAACAACAGCAACGAGGCUCAUCUUCUCUGUUUCUUUCGCAACCAACAAGACAAGCACCAAAAGAGCUUGAACUACACACAGAUCAAGUUGUAGGAACUUCUUCACCUAGUACAACUGCACCUUCAGGGGCUCUUGGUCCUGCUCCUAACGGAGUUGUAGACCAAAGAAGGCUCGCAGAGGACCUGAGGCUGGAACUCGGUGCUGAACUGAAGGAAUUGCGUCAGGAUUUGAAGUCACAGAUUGCGAAAGAUCUACAACAACGCUUUCAUCAGAUGGAGCUGGAAAUAAAGACAGCUACAAGUCUGAGGAAUAAUGCCUCUUCUCCAUCAAAUACAAAUUUUGUGGCUGACGCUGACAUAAUUGGAAAUGCAACCUCAAAGCUUUCAGGGGCUGACAACGCUGAUAUGAUUGGAAAUAAAGUAGAUCACAUCCACAAGGAGCAUCAGCAGCUGCGUCAAAGGGUAGACUUUCUCGAUUCGAGUCGGGGGAUGCUGCGAGAAGAAGUCGGGCAACUGCGAAAAGAAGUACUGGGACUCCAGGGCAGGGUAGGCGAGAUACUGGCGUCUUCUGUGUUGGGUUCUUUGGGUGGCGGUACUAAAAACAGCAAUACAAGUAGCGCUCCUUUCGCGGGAGCCGCAGGUACAUCAAGAAGUGGAAGUAGGAGUAUUAAGGCGUACCGUAAUUCAUCUUAAAAAGCAUAUUUGGCCAUGGGCAUGACCCCUUUAUAAUUAGAGGAAAAACGACUGCUAAGAUGUGGAUCCGUACUAGCUUGUAGGAUUUUAGUCCUUCAUAGAGUCUUUUUCUGCUUCAAACAAUCAACAACGCCGCAAAGAUGCUUUUCAAGAUGAAUAUGGCAAAGGUCUAAGAGUAGCAGCAAGAAAAAUGUAGCUUUUAGUCCUGAAGAUGGCACUAGUGGUGGAGCAGAAGGAGCGACAACAGGAGUUGAUUCUGUAAUUUUUGAUGGAGGAGAGGGGAGCUCCUCUUCCAUGACAAGCAUGGCGCAGCAGAUGGAGGAGAUCCGCAACCUGCGGGAACGGGAGCAGCACGCGGCAAAAAUGAUAGAACAACCUCUGUCGCUGAUGGACAAAGAUAAUGCAAUAAGUAGGACUAACAUCAAUGAACCACAGCAGGGCGUUAGAAGCACGACUACUGCUCCUGCCGAGAAGAAAUCUACUCCAGUAGGAGCACUGCAUGUACAUCACACAAGUUCUAGUUCUCUGGAACAAGCACCACGUGGAGAAAACGAGCCUGGUAUUUAUACAACGUGGACGUAGUCACAAACAUUUUUACUUAGACGGCUUCUAUUUGUUGUUGCAUGGGAUAAACCUAAUUUAGUCGAGGUGAAAGCUAACCGGUUGUCUUACUUAGUGCUUUGAGCGCCGCAGGGCCUAAACCUUCUAUUUGUCUGAAAAACGUCUCUUAUUUCUAUUUAACUGAUUCACUUUUCUUCCACUUUCACCAAAAAAACACCAGCCCGCAGCUCAUCGUCCAGCAAAAAACCGCAUGGGCCUCUAAAUGUCCAUCAUGAAGGAACACACCUUGAGGAAAAUGCAGAAACAUCAUCUUCUGCCGAAGAGACACACUACUUCUGGGAACUGUUGCCCGCCUCUACAACAACGGGUGUAGUUGAGCAAAUUCCUGCUGAAACGAUGGACUGGAUCCAUGAGCAAACGCGUGCAACAAGUACUCAACAGUCCUCCAAAAAGACGAAACCUGUGGUGCAGCAUCAUUUUCUGAAAGCCGACGCAAGCGCCCGACUGGGUGAAAUGCUAGAUCGUGCGGCUUCAAUGAAGGAGUUGGAAAAUGAACCGCUAUUAAACGGUAGUGCUGGCGCACAGCCAGGAGAUACUCGGAGCCGGUACAUGUUCUUUAACGACAUGCAGCAACGACUGUACAAGGAGGAGGACGAUGACGAACAACCUGCAGGAACAAGGGUCGUAAAUUCUCUUGAAGAUGUUGAUCAGCAGGCUGAGGUGCAGGUACAGAAGAAGCAAAAGGGUGGUAUAGACGAGAUGAGUGCCAGUUCUAUGUCAUCCAGGGGAGGCGAUACUAAUACUUGUGAAGAAAGCAAGAACGAGAUAAACACCAUCAAGACCGAAAGCGGAGAACGAGGCGAAAAGAAAGAACACACCUAUCGUUCGAGCGAAAAGAAAGAACAUACCUACCAUCUUCGUAACGAUGAAGCUCCAGAGAACAUAUAUCAGCGUGUGCCUGUGGAGCUUCAUCGUGACGAAGUAGAGAACAAGAAGAUAGUGGCGCCACUACAACUUGCUGACAUGGUAACUUCGGAUCAUCAUCCCCUCCCAGUGCGUCCGCCAGAAGAAGAUACCAGAACUAGAGACCCCCAUAAUGCAGACUCCUCCAAUAAUGGAGACUCCCAUAAUGUUGUAGUGGGAACCCCCAGUCCUCCAAAAAAGCGCAGGCAUAGAUUUUUCACGGCGCUUUGAAGUAACACGACCUGAUGGAACGCACAAUCCAAUGAUCUCAAUCCAAUAGAUAAUCCAACGAACUAGAACUAGUACUUGAACUACUUUUCAUGAAAUGUUGAUUAUAGCCUAGGCAUAGAUUUCUCUCUCGUCUCAAUCCAUUACACUUCGAAGAAACAGCGAAAACUGCAAAGCAUUGAACAGAGAUGAAUUACGACAACAACAAAAAUGAAAACCCGAAAGCAAAGCUUGAGUUUGAUACUAUUAAUAAGAUAACGCGACCUUAUGGCCGUCUCUGGUCUGUCUUCCCAAGUGAAACUGAAAAUGACGUGAACGCAGCGAAAAUGAUGAUUCAAAAUGAACUUGAAGUUUGUUGAACACCCCACUAAGAUGGCUG